This is a messenger RNA of Cucumis sativus (cucumber), 456 nucleotides long. Its product is annotated as glycine-rich cell wall structural protein-like. The record is from RefSeq and is a predicted model, not a curated record. The transcript has a single exon. The coding region runs from base 1 to 456 and encodes 151 amino acids. Lineage: Eukaryota; Viridiplantae; Streptophyta; Magnoliopsida; Cucurbitales; Cucurbitaceae.
AUGUACGUCAGAGCAACAAAACCAGGUGGAGACGCCGACGUCAAUAUCUCUGGACCAAAAGGUCUAGGUGGACUAGGAGGUCUAGGUGGCACCUCCUCCGGUGGUGACGGCGGCAAAAUCUCUGGUUCUGGUACUGGCGAACCAGGCCACGGUGGCUCUAUUUCUGGAGGCUUACGGGGUGGUAGCGGUACAUCGAUUCCCGGAGGAGACGGCAACGGAGGCUUCGGAAACUCUGGUCCUGGUGGCCUGGGAGGAAAUUCCGGUUCCGGAGUUAUCGAUGGAAGCUCCGACGGAGUGCUCGGGUCAAUCUCCGGAGGAGGCGAAAAUUGUGGAAUUUCGAGGGGAAAAGAAGGCGGUGGAACGGGGCGGAUUUCGGGAAACUCCGGCGAGUCACCCGAAAGCAGAGAAAGCGAGAGAGACGCGGGGUACUCAUUGAAGGGGAGGAAUUGGGAAUGA